Molecule: messenger RNA, 738 nt
Organism: Gossypium arboreum
Lineage: Eukaryota; Viridiplantae; Streptophyta; Magnoliopsida; Malvales; Malvaceae
Product: F-box protein FBW2-like
Exons: 3
Coding region: 1-738 (245 amino acids)
Molecular function (GO): protein binding
Source: RefSeq, a predicted model, not a curated record
AUGGGGAAGUGGGUCGACCUUGACCCUGAUAUACCGUCUCUAAUACUCCUCAGAAUCCCAACUCACCAGAGGGUGUCAACCGCCUCUUUGGUCUGCAAAUCCUGGUUGUCAUGUGUGUUGGAUCCGUUCUUCUGGUCCGACAUUGACCUUCUAGAUUGGUACCGUCGCCACCCCUAUCUGAAAAUCAAAUACGUUGAUUCUACCGUCAGGAAGCUCAUCCGUUGCAGCAAGGGCACCUUCCGCCGCCUAUUUUCCGUCCGCAUUGGUGACGCCGGCUUCGCUUUCACUGCUAACUGUGGAAGGUGUCUUAAAGUGUUGGAGAUUCCCAUGAGUGAAGUAAAUGACAAGACAGUGGUAAAGUUUGCAGAAUCUCUUGCAAGCCUGACUGUCUCGAAUAUUAGCUACUGUUCGAGGAUUACUCAAGUAGGCAUCGAAGCCUUUGGGAAGAACUGCAAAUCAUGGACUCAGUUAAAGAGAAAUAUGCCCCCACGAGCAUUGGAGAGGUUAUUAAACACAUCAACGGUCAAUGAGCUUGAGGCAAUGGCCAUAGCUGAUUCAAUGCCAUUGCUCCAGCAUCUUCACCUUGGUUUUGGCUGCUUUAGUGAGCGUGGUGCCGGCAACUGUUUGCUUUUAGGAGACCCCUUUCUUUUCACUGGCAAGGAUGAACAAGAUGAUGGCGAUGCUGAAUAUUCUUCCUCGGAUUCCGAAUGGAAGAUCUUGUUUCUUCAUCCAGGCUAA